UGAAAAUGAUAAGCAGAGCAAGAAGAAGAGCCGAUGAUGACUACACAGUCUGUCUAACUACACAUAGAUCUUUACCCCAAUCGGGCAGCCGCCCGCGAUGACUCGGGACCUAUAGAUUGAUCGAUUCCGGAUUCACCGCCUUGAUAUGCCGGUUCUGAACUUAUUCAUGUGUUGAUGGUUGAUGGUUAACGUUAAUGGAUACUACUACUCUCAUCAACUCACGGUUCUUCAGGGAACAGACUGUCCAUACUAUAAACCAACCACACCAUGUCGCUUCCUCCGCCCAUCCCGGUCGAUCCGGCCAUGUUAGUGGACCAGCCCCAUCCCGAUUUCGACAUCGACUCUGACUAUGAAUAUGAAUAUCAUCCCACCGAAACUGAGACCGUCUAUCUCACCCUUGACCUCACGUCUCUCCACGGUCCACUUCGACCUCCUCGCCGUCGACAACCUUCCGCGACUGCCGCCUCAUCAGCAUCAGCAACAGCCACCAACAUCUCCGACGAACCCGAUGCCGCUGAGUUCACCCAUGUGGAGUCCCCAUCCGAUGGCCUACAAAUCCUUGGGCUUCACACCCCUAAUCCCAUAAUAUCAUACCAGAACCAGAUCUUCAGCGGCACCUGGGCCGAUCAACUCGGCACCGACCUGAUCUUUGCUCGUCCAGACGAAGGAGGGGGAGGAGGAGCGGAGGAACAACCAGGGGAGACUGCACCGUACGACCCGUAUGGUACCCACCGCACAGAGCAACCCGACACUCCUCUCCGUCACGGACACACCUACGACCUUCUCGCCGCCCCCAGCAUUAAGAUUAUAGGCCGCAAAGCCAAUCUCAUCUCCGCUAGCCAAUCCUCGGCGUCUGACUACCCCCCUGCUGGCCUCACGCCCCCCGUAUCAACAACCGGGAUUAUCCGUGCCCCCAAUCACCCCGCAAGCAACCAAAUGCGGUUCCUCGAACGUCUGGCCAGUCUGAAGCGAAGCAAGGGAGAGACCGACACGGUGCGCACCGUCUUCAGCACCAAACGGAUCCAGUCUGACCAUGCAUCGUCGAUGGGCGGGCGGGCGCUCGGCUGGGCGCGCACCGACGAACAGCUGGCGGAAAUCCAGCGCUUGAAUGAGCUGGCGUUGCAGGGUGAUGCGGUUGCGAUGGCCGAGCUGGAGGCGCUUUACACCCGGCUU
Molecule: messenger RNA, 1173 nt
Organism: Aspergillus fijiensis CBS 313.89
Lineage: Eukaryota; Fungi; Ascomycota; Eurotiomycetes; Eurotiales; Aspergillaceae
Product: TFIIIC subunit 6 family protein
Exons: 3
Source: RefSeq, a predicted model, not a curated record